CUUGGCCGUGUUUGCGCAGCGCCAUGAACAUGGCUUUCGUGCAGUGGCAAAGACCUCGGGAAUAAGUUUUUAUUAUCUGUCGUUUAGUGUUGAUUAGGUACCGCGAGCAGGGCGUGCACAGGCCGCUGAGAGACGAAAGAUGCUGCCGUUUCUUCGAAGCACCGGAAUCCUGGUGCCCAUCAUGGUGUCACGUGCGUGCGGGACUUCGGCAGUGCGACUACAGCAUAAAUAUGCUCUGGCGCACGAGAAAGCCUUCAUCAAUGGUAGCUGGCGGCAGUCGAAAAGUGGCGCCACUUUCCCCGUGUUCAAUCCUGCAAAUGGGGAAGUAAUUUGCAAUGUCACUGACUGCUCCUUAGAGGAUGUUGAAGAAGCAGUCCAGGCAGCCGUUAUUGCCUUCAAGUCAUUCAAGGAGACUACAGCAAAGGAGCGGUCAGCAAUGCUACUUAGGUUGUACGAGUUGCAAAACAAGCACGCCGAAGACCUUGCCAAGCUCAUGACUGCUGAAAAUGGCAAACCAAUGGUGGAAUCACGCUCAGAGAUUGUUUACGGGGCCUCCUUUCUCGAGUGGUUCGCUGCAGAAGCCCGGCGCAUGUACGGCGAUUACGUGCCCGCUCCUGUGAAAGGAAGGGAAAUGGUCUUCAUCAAGCAGCCAGUGGGCGUCACAGGCAUCAUCACACCGUGGAACUUCCCCAACGCUAUGAUCACCCGGAAGAUCGGUGCUGCCCUGGCAGCGGGCUGCACCUGCAUCAUCAAGCCCGCACCGGAGACCCCACUCUCAGCGCUAGCCCUGGCCCAGCUGGCCCACGAAGCCGGCUUCCCGCCAGGGACGGUGAAUGUAUUGCCCAGCUCAGAGAAGAACACGCCCGGCGUCGGCCAGGCCCUGUGCGAGCACCACCAGAUCCACGCCCUCUCCUUCACCGGAUCCUCGGCUAUUGGCAAGCUCCUGCUUGCACAAUGUGCUGACAGCGUGAAGAAAGUGUCGCUGGAACUCGGAGGGAAUGCCCCCUUCAUCGUCUUUGACUCUGCCAACCUGGGGAAAGCUGUCAACGGAGCCCUGGCUUGCAAGUUCAGAAACACCGGCCAGACGUGUGUGAGUGCCAACAGAAUUCUGGUUCAAGAGGGCAUCCACGACAAGUUUGUUGCUGCCCUUGCGGAGGCCAUUCCAAAGAGGAUGAAGAUUGGCGAUGGAUUCGAGCCAGACACCACUCUCGGCCCGCUCAUCAACUCUAAGGCAAUUGAAAAGGUUGAGCACCAUGUGGCAGACGCCAUCAAGAAAGGAGGCAAGGUGCUUGUAGGAGGCAAGCGGCAUGCGCUUGGAGGAAACUUCUUUGAACCGACGCUUGUCACCAAUGUUAACAGAAGCAUGUUGGUCUGUGCGGAGGAGACCUUUGGUCCUGUGGCCUCAGUUAUCAAGUUCAAAACUGAAGAGGAAGCCAUAGAGCUUGCAAACUCCACCAGGGUUGGACUUGCAGGCUACUUCUACACAGAGAACAUUGCACAGGGCUGGCGUGUUGCCAAAGCACUCGAAGUGGGCAUGGUUGGUGUCAACGAAGGCAUAAUAUCUUGUGCUGAAGCAGCAUUCGGUGGUGUUAAGGAGUCUGGACUUGGCCGUGAGGGGUCACGCUAUGGGCUCGACGAAUUUACACAUAUCAAAUACAUCUGUUUCGGUGGUUUAGAGUGAACAUGUCACAUUUUGGUUGAGGAUCACACUGUGGCUACUACAUAGGGACCACGUACGAGCCUCCAUAUGUGAAUAUAAGCUAGAGGGCCAAAAGCUCUGCUUCCCCUGUAUUUGUCUAAAUGGUCAGCAUUGUUGCAUUAUAUGGCAAUUAGAAAUUGUACUGUUUGUCUCUGCUCCGCGCUCACUGUGAUGGCCCUUAACAAACCGAGACAGAGUGACAUAUUUAUAUGAGCAUUUCCUUAAUAGAAAUCUGAACAUCAAACAUACAUCAUUGGUUCUGUAUGGUAUGUACUACUGGUAAGUGAAAUGUUAAAUGGAACAUAUAUUCCACCAUUGAUUAUUGCUGAGAUAAGAUGCAAAGGUCCACAGAUAUGUAUACGCUUCCAUUUGAUUGUAUCAGCCACUUCUUUCUGAUAAAGGUGAAGAAAUGUUGCAGUUACAUUGGCUUUAUUGGUUAGGCGUUCUUUUCAACAGUGGACCACAAUACAGAUUAGAUGGAACUGCAGCUAGUUUAGUGGUUAUAACACCAUGAUUGUUCCAUUCAAUUAAUUUGAGCUCAGACACCUCUGCUCAUUCUAUAGAAUUGCUUCCUUCACAAUAUGCCCAUGAGUGUCUAGAAGUAUCACUCUAGAAUUGUACGUAUUGCUUCCAGCAUGAUUACUGUACGUGCUCAUGGAUUUUAAUACUGUCAUAGAGGGUGGAAUUUCUUUCCUGAACUGUCUUCCAUUGCAAUAAAAUUAUUUGUUUUUGACAAAAAAAAAAUCGCCAUUUGUUACCCAGAUAACGCCAGUGGACAUUUUCGAGGUUUAUGUAGAUAUAUGAUUUUGUAACCCCCCUUACACAAUGCCCCAUAGGGCCUGUAAGGUAUUUUAACUAAAUAAAUAAAUAUAUCGAAAA
This is a messenger RNA of Dermacentor andersoni, 2578 nucleotides long. RefSeq names its product succinic semialdehyde dehydrogenase (gene Ssadh). Gene Ontology annotation, molecular function: succinate-semialdehyde dehydrogenase (NAD+) activity. The record is from RefSeq and is a predicted model, not a curated record. Gene Ontology annotation, cellular component: mitochondrion. Gene Ontology annotation, biological process: GABA catabolic process. NCBI's taxonomy places the organism in Eukaryota, Metazoa, Arthropoda, Arachnida, Ixodida, Ixodidae.